CAAGCCGAGGGGCGGGGGUCUGCUACCAAUAGCUACAUUUCAACCUACACAAAACUGCUGAAGAAGAAGCACCUCCAGUUUGAGUUUCACGCAAAUGUAUAGCUAGUUCUAUGGUUUCACGAUACUGACGAAAACUUAUGGGAGUAGGAUAGCUAACGAGGUUGUAAUUAUUUGGUUUCCAUGUUUGCCUGGUCGUUAACAAUUGUGUUGAAGUUCUUAUAGACGUUACGUGCUAACUACUAUUGAAUAGCAGUUUAUGCUACAUCGUUUGUUGCUAACUCUAGCACCAAGGCACAGCUUAAACCGCAUAAACAGAGAGUCGGAAAGAUUCUGCGCCCUGAUCGCCACUAUGCCAGCAGAUAAACGCAAAGCUGUGCCUUCUAAAGCUGUUAAUGCUAAGCAGAAGACGUUGGUAGCAGUGAAGGAAGAGAAGAGUGACAGGCCAGAAGGCUGGCUGCAGGACCAAGUGGACCAACAACGUCGAGAGAAAAAGGACGUGCAGUUCAACAAGAAGCGCCUACGUUUCCUAUCCCAAACUCAGAAGAUAAAACAGGGUUCAGAGGCGGUACUGUACUGGAUGUCCAGAGACCAUAGAGUCCAAGAUAACUGGGCACUGAUCCAUGCACAACAGUUGGCUUUGGCAGAGAAGCUUCCGCUGUACAUAUGUUACUGCUUGGAGGUACCAAAGACUGAAGUGGCCACCAUCCGCCAUCAUGGCUUCUUGUUGAAGGGGCUGGAAAAAGUUGCAAAUGAAAGCAGCUCUCUGAACAUCCAGUUCCACCUGCUCCAUGGCUCUGCUGGAGAAGUGCUCCCUGGGUUUGUGACUGAUCACCAUGUUGGCGCCGUGGUGACCGAUUUCUCCCCUCUCAGGACGCCUCUUCAGUGGUUGGAGGAAGUUGAGAAAGGUCUCCCAGAUGACAUCCCCUUUAUACAGGUGGAUGCCCACAAUGUGGUGCCUUGUUGGGUUGCAUCAAGUAAGCUGGAAUACUCUGCCAGGACUAUCAGGGGGAAGAUAACCAAGCUUCUGCCUGAGUUCCUCACUGAAAUGCCCCCAGUGGACAAACACCCUCACACAGCUGUUAGAAGUGCUAAGCCAGUGGACUGGGUGGAGACGGUGGCAUCUCUUCAAGUGGACAGGACUGUAGAGGAAGUGGAGUGGGCCAAGCCUGGGUCUGCAGCAGGCAUGAACAUGCUAGAGUCCUUCAUCGACCUCCGCCUCAAACACUUUGCCACUCAUCGGAACGACCCCAACUCCGCUGCCCCCAGCCAGCUCUCCCCAUGGAUCCGCUUUGGCCACCUGUCGGCCCAGCGCGUGGUUCUUCAGGUCCAGCGCGGCGGGAGGAACGCGUCUCAGUCUGUCUCCUCCUUCUCUGAGGAGCUGGUGGUGCGCAGGGAGCUGACGGACAACUUCUGCUUCUAUAACAAGAACUACGACAGCGUCACGGGUGCCAGUGAGUGGGCUCAGAAGACCUUGAAAGACCAUGCUAAAGAUCCCAGGGAGUACGUCUAUACACGCGAGCAGCUGGAGAAAGCGAAAACCCAUGACAAGCUCUGGAACGCUGCCCAGUAUCAGGUGGUCACGCAGGGAAAGAUGCACGGUUUCAUGAGGAUGUACUGGGCUAAAAAGAUCCUGGAAUGGACCUCCUCACCAGAGGAGGCCCUCUCCAUUGCCAUUUACCUCAACGACCGCUACGAGUUAGAUGGGCAGGACCCAAAUGGAUUUGUUGGGUGCAUGUGGUCCAUAUGUGGGAUUCACGACCAGGGCUGGGCAGAGAGACCUGUAUUUGGGAAGAUCCGUUACAUGAAUUAUGCCGGCUGUAAACGCAAGUUUGACGUGGAAGAGUUUGAGAGAAAGUACAUUCCCAAGAACCUCUGAGGCUGUGUGCUCUGAAAGAUGUGGAACAUACUCUCCCUUUAACUGUCUUCUCUGCUAAAGUUCUGGAUUUCAAGUCAUUUGUGGCCUCAGGUUUGUUGUGUGCUUGGGUUGUAAUGCCAGUUGAUGUUAUUCACGAUGAUGUUUAACCAAAUGAUUAUGAUAACCGUGAUAAACCAACAGGAUAAGUUGGUAUAAUAGCCUUCAGAAGAACAGUUAUUGAACCAAUGUACUUGUACUUGGAAUCAAAGUGAACUUUAUCCUCCUCUUUUUUACAGUUCUUUGAUUUCAUGUUUGAAAUGAUUACAAAUAAAAUACAGAAGUUGUUUUAUAA
Messenger RNA from Hypomesus transpacificus, 2207 nucleotides. RefSeq names its product CPD photolyase (gene cpdp). The record is from RefSeq and is a predicted model, not a curated record. The transcript has 10 exons. Gene Ontology annotation, biological process: photoreactive repair. NCBI's taxonomy places the organism in Eukaryota, Metazoa, Chordata, Actinopteri, Osmeriformes, Osmeridae. Gene Ontology annotation, molecular function: deoxyribodipyrimidine photo-lyase activity. Bases 257 to 1876 code for a protein of 539 amino acids.